This is a messenger RNA of Neoarius graeffei (lesser salmon catfish), 4049 nucleotides long. RefSeq names its product myotubularin related protein 8 (gene mtmr8). Lineage: Eukaryota; Metazoa; Chordata; Actinopteri; Siluriformes; Ariidae. The transcript has 14 exons. Gene Ontology annotation, cellular component: nuclear envelope. Gene Ontology annotation, molecular function: phosphatidylinositol-3,5-bisphosphate phosphatase activity. The coding region runs from base 547 to 2433 and encodes 628 amino acids. Gene Ontology annotation, biological process: dephosphorylation; negative regulation of autophagy. The record is from RefSeq and is a predicted model, not a curated record.
UAAUUACAGACACAUAUCGAGGCCGCCUGUAGCACUGCUUGAUAUCCUAGCAACAUUUGCUAAUUUUAUAAAGAUUCAACAGUUUAUUUUGUUCAAAGCAGCGCGAUAACUCGGAUAUAAUGAUUCAUUUUGGUAUCGCUUCUCUAAACCAGUGAACUUUGCCAGACGCCAUUUUGAUAAGAAUGUAGUGAGAUCUCGACUCUUCUCGCGAUAUUGUGAAAAGAUCAGCUGAUGUGUGCAGGCGCGCUCGAGCCUGUCAGUGUGAUUUCCUGAAAGCGAUGCGGAGGAAGCAGCAGCCAGUUCCCACACAACACCACCGCACCGAGAGCCCUCAGUUCCCGCACAGCACCACCGCACCGAGAGCCCUCAGUUCCAGCACAGCACCACCGCACCGAGAGCCCUCAGUUCCCGCACAGCACCACCGCACCGAGAGCCCUCAGUUCCAGCACAGCACCACCGCACCGAGAGCCCUCAGUUCCAGCACAGCACCACCGCACCGAGAGCCCUCAGUUCCAGCACAGCACCACCGCACCGAGAGCCUCGGCCAUGGAGCACAUUCUCACUCCAAAGGUCGAGUAUGUGAAACUCCUGGACAGAUACGCCGCUAAAAAGCCGACCAUCGGGACGUUGUACCUCACAGCAACUCACCUUAUUUAUGUGGAGCAAUCUAACAACACACGCAAGGAAUUAUGGGUCCUGCAUCAUCACAUCUCAUCCAUCGAGAAACUUCCCACCACAGUGUCAGGAUGUCCACUGCUCAUCCACUGUAAAACGUUCCAGCGUCUCCACCUGCUGCUGCCUCGAGAGAAGGAAGCCCAGGACGUCCAUCAGUCCCUCCUGCGUCUGUCCCAACCAGUGAAGGAGGAGGAGCUCUACGCCUUCAUCUACAACCCACAGCAAAGUGGAGACGAGCGGAGACGAGGCUGGGACCUCAUUAGCAUGACUGCUGACUUCAGCAGAAUGGGCCUGCCCAAUGAAUUCUGGGAACUCAGUGACCUCAACAGCAAGUACGAGCUCUGCUCUACGUAUCCGUCAGUGCUCGGCCUUCCUAAAUGUGCCAGCGUUGCUACGGUAACAGGCAGCGCCAAGUUUAGGAGUCGGGGUCGGCUGCCUGCUCUGUCGUAUUAUCACAAAGAUACCAAGGCAGUGAUCUGUCGGUGUAGUCAGCCUCUCUCAGGUUUAAGUUCUCGCUGUAUCGAGGAUGAACAGAUGCUGCAGGCCAUCAGCGAGGCCAAUCCCAACUGUCCUUUCAUUUACGUCGUGGACACGCGGCCGAAGCUGAAUGCUAUGGCUAACCGAGCGGCGGGUAAGGGCUACGAAAACGAGGAUAACUACGCCAACAUCAGGUUUCACUUCCAGGGCAUUGAGAACAUCCAUGUCAUGAGGAGCAGUUUACAGAAACUACUGGAGUCGUGUGCUCAGAAAAUCGUGUCGAUGAGUGACUUCCUGACCGGACUGGAAAACUCCGGCUGGCUGAGACACAUCAAAGCUGUCAUGGAUGCAGGAGUCUUCCUCGCAAAAGCAGUAGGUGAUGAGGGAGCGAGUGUGUUAGUGCACUGUUCUGAUGGAUGGGAUCGCACAGCUCAGGUGUGUUCUCUCGCCUGCAUCCUGCUCGACCCCUAUUACAGAACCAUCAAAGGACUCAUGGUUCUGAUAGAGAAAGAGUGGAUUGCUUUUGGACACAAAUUCAGUCACAGGUGUGGUCAUAUGGAAGGUGACCCUAAAGAGGUUUCCCCCGUGUUCACGCAGUUUAUGGAGUGUGUGUGGCAGCUGAUGGAGCAGUUCCCUUGCGCGUUUCAGUUUAACGAACGCUUUUUGCUCUCCAUCCACGAACACGUUUACUCUUGUCACUACGGUAACUUCAUCUGCAACAGCCAGCGAGAGAGAGAGCAGCUAAGGUUCAGAGAGAGGACCUUCUCCGUGUGGCCCUAUCUCCUGGAGCAUCAGGAUGAGUUCAGGAACCCACUGUACAAACGCACCACACACAACGGCUUAUUGAGACCCAAGACACUGCCACUGCACUUCAAGUUUUGGUGUGGGAUGUACAACCGUUAUGAUGAAGGGAUACACCCAAGACAGUCCAUCCUGGACACCCUGCUGUCUCUGACAGUGAGACAGACCUCUAAGGAGAGGAUGAUGACGGAACUACAGAGACAGCAGCUGGCGAUCGCUGAUGGAGUUCUCGCAGCUUCUGAUCGACCAAUCAGCACGCUUCCUGAUCAGAAUGGCCAUGCCGAGGCCACGCCCACUUCCUGCUUUGACCAACCAAACGGAGCCCGCAUGUCUUUGAGUGACGGUGCUGGAGGAGAAGCAGAGUCGGAUCAGGAAAAAGGCGAAAGCGAGCCAAAGGUGGUGAAGGACAAACCUGUUUCUAUGGCAACCCAGAUCUCCAAAGAGGAGGUGGAGAAAACGGAUCCUCUCCAAUCUCCAUAGUAACAAAAUUGACAUCUGGGAAAGCGCCGAGAUCCAAAGGGAAGCAACAAAGACACUCAGGACACACGCUGAUGUGUGUGUGUGUGUAUAUAUAUAUAUAUAUAUAUAUAUAUAUAUAUAUAUAUAUAUAUAUAUAUAUACACACACACACACACACACAAAAUCAUUAAAGUGACAUUACCUUCGAGUCAUCUUUUAGACCUGCCCCCUAAACAGUAUUUUAGCCACACCUCAUUUUUUAACAAUCUAACAAAACUAAAAUAAAGAAAUUUUGAGAACAGAUUUUCAGCUAAAACACAGAAAAUCAAACAUGAUCAAAUAUAUAAAACAUGUUUAAUUAUAUUACAAAUAACAUUUUAGCCACGCCUCCAAACAUCCUUACAGUACACAUCGGGCAUUUAUCAGAAUUAAUUUUCAUCAUGAAACACUUCAUGACAUUCACGUGAACAAUGUUAUUAGACGAUGGCAUUUCUUAGCCAUGCCCCCUGCACAAAUUCCAUUUGUUACACACUUUAGUGCUAAUAAUGGAAUGGCAUCUCCCCCCCCCAACAUUCCUUUACAUCAUACAUAAUGUAAACACUGUAAUAUAAGCCACGCCCUCGAAUCGAGCAACUUUUCAGUGACACGCCUUAAACACGUCACACAUUUCUGCCUUUCUGAAUUUCUGAGUGUAAAUGAUGUUUUAAAAUACUUUUAAUAAAUGAAGCUUAGUGAGAUCACUGGGUUCAAAUCCUUCGCACUUUUUUUGCUACAUUGGCAUUUCUGAAAACGUGCCAUCUGUCGGUGAAAUAUAUUUUUACAAUUGAACAAAAGAGUUUCUUUUGAAAAAGAUUUAAUGUUUGUUACAGUGAUCAAACAAGGUGUUUGUUUAUUUCGGGGUUUUUUUUUUAAAGUUUGUAAAUGUUUUGCUGUUCUGUGUUAAAAUAACACGUGUGGUGUGUAAAAACAGAGCUACGACAUUGUCGCAAAGUAUUAGUGCAAGGGAAAAAAAACAUAAUAAAUGCUACACAAGUUUCAAAGCCAUAAUUCUGCACAGUUAAAAUGCGAUGAUCAAAGAUAAGAUGAAAAACAACUUCACUCCAUUACAUGUUUUAUUACCUUUUUUUUUUGUUUUGCCUUUUAUUGAAAGGUCCUGUUUGUAUUUUGUUUCAGUUGUUCAGUCUCCUGAUUCUUUUGUAAAAAUCUGGACCUGCACUGAGCCUUCAUAACACAUUCCUAAGCGCUUCAUAAACCUUUUCUCAGGCAACGCUGGAUUCUUUCUGAACACUUUUAUUCUAAAUUUCAUCAGUCAGUGACCAUCACGCUAAACCGGAGGCUAAAAGCUUCCACUCUUUACGAGCUUCAUUUGUCUCUUUUGCACCAGGACACAACUCCAAAAACAAAGGGACGUGAUUUAUAUUUUAACUGUUCAAAUCAAUCAAAAGACCAAAAAUGUAAAAUAUAAAGUUUUUUGUUGGUGUUUGAUUUUUAUAAAAACAGCACACUGAAACAAAUAUAUUUUUGUACGUUAUUACUGAUUUUGAUUUUCACAUUCUUUGUUUCUUGCAAUUUUUUGCUUUUUAUUUUCUAUUUUUUUACAUUCGUCCACUUGAGUUUCUAUAUGUUGCAGUAAAUUU